GCUCUCCUCCACCCGACAUCCACACAGCAGAGCGGAGCGGAGGCUGGCACCGCCAAAGCACCAGCAGCGGAACGACCCUUUGUGCUUCACCGACUGACGCGCAUCCUUCUGAGAGGGACCACCAUCACACAUCCAGGGGAAAACGCUCCGUGAAGCACAAUGGGACCGUUCCAAGAAUAUGAGCAGGAAAAGAAGUCACCGGAGAAAGGAAGCCCCCGCAGCCGCAUCCCACGUUUGGUCCUCCAUCCCUUCCGAGCAAAGGACAAAGGUUCACCUCUGUCUGAUUCACCUUUUUCAGAGGAGGAGGGGAAGGAGUGUGACGUCAGCUCCGACCACUCCAAAAGGACCAUCAGCACCAACAGCUUUUGCUCUGAUGACACCGGCUGCCCCACUAGUCAGUCUGUGUCCCCCUCCAAAACCCCGUCAGGCUCAGAGCAGAGUGCCCACGGCUCGCCCAUACUCCCCGAGCGCAAGACCAAAGUGAAGAGGGUGAGGGUGAUGGCCGAGUGGAGCAGCGAACCACGGAGCAACCCCAGGCACAAGAGGGAGAUGAGGUCGGCCAUGAAAACCAGAGGUAGCGAGGCAGACUUCAGCUCCUCCAGCAGCACAGGCAGCCUAAAGACCAGAGAGAGCCUCGGCUCUAUUUCAGCUGGAAAGAGAGCUCCUUUACGCAGGUUUAUGAGUCGCAGCACCCACAUCAGACCGCUCCCAGUGUUUAAACCAGCUGGGAGCCCUACAGCCAACCGCGAUGCAGAACUCUACGCUCCCUACAGGACUCCUCCCAGAGCUGCCUCCUCAACCAACAGCAGCAGCUGCAACUCCAGCCCCACUUCCAGAAGAGCGAACCUGGGCCGGUACCAUUCCUGUGGAGACAACCAUGGCAUCAGACCCCCGAAUCCUGAGCAGUAUCUCACCCCUCUUCAGCAGAAGGAAGUGGCCAUCAGACACCUGAAGACCAAGCUGAUGGAGUCUGAGAACAGGGUCCGUGACAGAGAGACAGAGGUUGAGGAGCUUAAGGCCCAGCUCGGCAGAAUGAGAGAGGACUGGAUUGAAGAGGAGUGUCACAGAGUGGAGGCCCAGCUGUCACUCAAAGAGGCUCGCAAAGAGAUCAAGCAGCUGCGCCAGGUGGUGGAAACAAUGAAGAGCAGCCUGAUGGAGAAGGAUAAGGGCAUACAGAAGUAUUUCAUUGACAUCAAUAUUCAAAACAGGAAGUUGGAGUCCCUGCUGCAAAGCAUGGAGCUUGCCCAGAGUGGCGCCAACCUCCAAGACGACAACACCUUGGACUUCAUGUGUGACAGCCCUGAUAGCGGUGGGAAGAAGAUGGUCGGGGAGGAAGAGGGUGGGAUGGAGCUGGGAACUCAAGGGGCGGAGGCAAUGGCAGACAGCGGGUUGCUGGUAAAUGAUGAGAUGGCCAACAGAGCGGACAUUUUAGAGCAGGUUUUUAUGUCCACUGCGGUGGAUUUUAGUCAGGACUCUAGUGGCAAGCUGGACAUAGAGAAUGGGCCUGGGGUGUCUGCACUGUCAGAGGAGGGACAGCUGAUUGAUAAAUCUCCUGUGCCCCCACCAGCUCCACCAGUUUCCACCACCAUCGACAUCUCCUCAAGCACGCCAUCCCAGCAGAACACAGAAGAUAAAGGAAUCCAGACCGACAUAAUGCCCAUGUCUCCAGACCUGCAGGUUCUGCUCCUCCAGCUGCUCAAGUUCCACGGGGCAACAGCGGGAGACACAGCUCUGUCAACCUCCAGCAGUCUUCUGGGUUUCCCAAACCCACCCACAUCCACGUCCACCACUGUUCCCAAUCUCCCUAACCCAACACCUCCCCCAUCCAGCAUGCCCGGUCCUGCUCCCCCAGAAAGCCCUGACACCUCCACUGAUUCUGGCAUGUAUUGCUCGGAACCUGCAGAGAAUCGCCGCUUCAUGGAGGAGCUGAAUUUUAGCGUCGGUGAGGAGGAACCUUGCUUGUCACCGGGACUGGAUGUGGUUGGCAAGCGUUACUGGAGCAACAGCUUCCUGGUGGAUCUGGUCGCAGUGGCAGCACCGGUGCUACCCACAGUGGCCUGGCUGUACUCGCGACACGGUGUUGACGGAAGCGCUCCAGUGUACAACAUCGCUGCUCUCAUCAGGGGCUGCUGCAUCAUGGGAUUGCACUCUCUUCGUCACGUUGCUCACAGGCCUGAUGCGUAAAGGCUUCCACCCUGCAUGCACACGCCUAACCUUGAACUAAAAGCACUUAAGCAUCUUUUCAAAAGUAUUUGUGAGAUGUGUUGCGUUUUUUUUUGUUAACACUUGAUAUAAAUGCAGUUAUUUUUGGUUCUGACACCAUUACUUUGCACUGUACAGUUACCAUGAGUUGAAGAAAAAUGGUGACGUGAGAGGGGUUAUUUGUAAAGGGGUUUAUUUAUGUAUUUAUUUACCAUUUACAUGUAUAAACGGAUCAUCUGGGUAGAUGGUUAUGUGUUAUCAUCGUCCUCUGGAGUCCCUAGUUGUCCUCAUGUUUAAAAAUGUUCUGUAUGUUCAGAUGAGAUUUCUCGGUGGUGAAAGAUUGAAUGUUAGUUUCUGUUGGACGGGAUUGAAAACGGUUUUGAGUUAUUGUUCAAAAGGAAACCUUAAACCUUCAGCCAAAGCUUUAAUGUGAAUUCACUGUUACGUUUUGUGAAAAAGUAUAUAUUUUUUCCUCCCUGGGAGUAGAGCUUUAUUCGGUACAGCCUGUGUAUUGUUCAUAGAAAUAAGUUGAUGCUUCAAAGCAACUGACACUUGUUAUGUGCCUGAGCUAUGUGCAAUACUGGUGGUUUACAUCCAAUGUCCUUGUAUCUUUAUUAUUAAAGCAUGUUAAAUUCUG
Messenger RNA from Plectropomus leopardus (leopard coralgrouper), 2839 nucleotides. It is a transcript of the gene sybu, whose product is annotated as syntabulin (syntaxin-interacting). Gene Ontology annotation, cellular component: cytoplasmic microtubule. Lineage: Eukaryota; Metazoa; Chordata; Actinopteri; Perciformes; Serranidae. Gene Ontology annotation, biological process: axonal transport of mitochondrion; synapse maturation. The record is from RefSeq and is a predicted model, not a curated record.